Messenger RNA from Batrachochytrium dendrobatidis JAM81, 1587 nucleotides. RefSeq lists its product as uncharacterized. The coding region runs from base 4 to 1515 and encodes 503 amino acids. Gene Ontology annotation, biological process: proteolysis. The record is from RefSeq and is a predicted model, not a curated record. Gene Ontology annotation, molecular function: metalloaminopeptidase activity; manganese ion binding. Gene Ontology annotation, cellular component: cytoplasm. Lineage: Eukaryota; Fungi; Chytridiomycota; Chytridiomycetes; Rhizophydiales. The transcript has 9 exons.
UUCAUGUCGACUGUUUUAAGAAUGGCUCAACGUACUAUUGCUCAAGCUGUUGUGUAUGGCGCUCACGAAACUGCUAAUGCUGCAGCUCCCACUGUGUUCUCUAAAUCAUUGCCUGCGUCUGCACUGGCUGGAAUUCAAUCUCAAUUGGCUGCGUCCAACUUUCUAGGAAAAGCUCAAGAAGUUCGUCUACUGUUUGGUGUUCCAGGCAUUGAUGCUCCAAUCGUUGGAGUGGUUGGUCUUGGCAAGCCUUGUACUGAUGUUCAGGCUUCUGCUGAAACGGCCCGUUUGGCUGCUGCAUCUGCCAUCAAUGCCUUGCAUCUGUUGGGCAAGAAACAGGAUCUCAAAGUCAAGUUUGAUCAUCUUGGUCAUGGUGUUGGCACUUCUGAGGGUGCCCAUUUAUCCACUUAUGCAUACGACGAACUCAAGGGUGCAGACAACAAGGCUUCUCCUGUCACUGUUUCUGCCAUGGAAGGUGCAUUCGAAAAGGACGAAUGGCACGUUGGCAGUGUUCUGGCUCAAUCCCAAAACUAUGCUCGCCAUUUCAUGGAAACACCUGCCAAUUACAUGACUCCCACCAUUUUCUCCAACAAUGCUGUCGAGAUCUUCAAGGGAAUUCCAAAUGUUACUGUCACUGUGCGAAACUCUGACUUUAUGGAAGAGAAAAAGAUGGGAUCGUUCCUGUCUGUUUCGCGUGGCUCAGAGCAACCUCCUAAACUCUUGGAAGUUCAUUAUAAUGGCGGUGUUGCUGGUACAAAGCCUCUUGCCUUUGUGGGAAAGGGUGUUACCUUUGACUCGGGUGGUAUCUCGUUGAAGCCCCCUACCGAUAUGGCUUUGAUGAAGGGUGAUAUGGGCGGUGCUGCCUGUGUUCUUGGUGCCACGUGGGGCAUUGCUAAACUCGGUGUGCCCAUCAAUCUCUGUACCGUUAUUCCUUUGACCGAAAACAUGCCUAGCGGCCGUGCUACUAAACCUGGCGACGUUGUGAUUGCCAUGAAUGGAAAAACCAUCGAGGUUGACAACACUGAUGCCGAGGGUCGUCUGAUCCUUGCAGAUGCCAUCUACUACGCAUCCACUACUUUCAAACCCCACUCGCUCGUUGAACUGUCUACUCUGACUGGUGCUAUGGUCGUUGCUCUUGGAUUCCCCUUUGCUGGUGUGUUUUCAAGCUCUGACGAUCUGUGGAAGAAACUCGAGGCUGCCGGUGAAAAGUCUGGCGAUCCAUUCUGGCGCAUGCCUCUUUCUGAAAAGUAUAAGAAGCAAAUCUCUAGUCACGUUGCUGAUCUCAAGAACGUUGGUGGACGUACUGGUGGCUCGUGCACUGCUGCCAUUUUCCUUAAAGAAUUCGUGCCUACUAUUCCUACUGCUGAAGGAAGUGACGAACCUGCAAAACUUGCUCUUGAUUAUGCGCACGUUGACAUUGCUGGUGUUAUGGAACAAUCUGGAGCCUCUGGAUAUCUUGCCAAGGGUAUGACUGGCCGUCCCACUCGUUCUCUGAUUGCCUAUGCUCAGAGCCUUUAAAAUCAUCACAACCUCUUGGUCGCGAAUGUUUCAACUUUCACAAGAAAUGCACUACAUUAACAUCUUGUAUAC